AUGAAAUCGGUUGUGCCUGGUUUGCCUUCGGUCCAUCCAGCCCUCUUCCAGCAGCUGCAACAAGACAGCAGCACCACAGCAGUCCUAAUCAAUCAGGAUGCCCUGUUUUCGCAGCUGACACCGGCAACGGACUGGCGCCAGAAGUCCGCGCGCAGACUCAGCGUCCACUGCUCUUAUUCAUCGAAGCACACCGCCUUCGACACGACCACAGCCAUGCUGCGGAGAUGUGACCAACAACAGCACGACAUCGACAGCGACGCGGGGAGGGCAACGCACAUGGAUGAGGCACGCCAAGCCACAGCACCCAAGGUCAAGUGUACCCUCGAAGCAACAACAUCUGUUGGCAGCAUUCCUGGCAGCAGCAGCACCAUCUCAGCAACAACAGCAACAACACCCACCAAUGCAAACAGCACUGUGUACCGCGACCGUCCUGUCGAUAUCAACCAUGCACGUUGGCUCGCAAAAGACGCCUCGACAACAGCAGCAACAACAGCUACUGAGUGA
Molecule: messenger RNA, 504 nt
Organism: Salpingoeca rosetta
Lineage: Eukaryota; Choanoflagellata; Craspedida; Salpingoecidae
Exons: 6
Coding region: 1-504 (167 amino acids)
Source: RefSeq, a predicted model, not a curated record